UAUCAAAUAUUAUCUUCAGACAAGGACAGGAUAUGCCCAUCCAGUAUAUCACAUGCAUGUACGAAAAUGCCAUCAUGAAGCCCAUAUUUUGGUUUGUUUGUUUUGAGAUGGUCCCACUAUGUAUCCUUGACUGGCCUGAAAUUCACAGAGCUGCCUACUUCUGCUUCUUAAGUGCAGGGAUUAAAUGCGAGUACCAUCAAGACAGGCGAAGCGCAUUGUUUUGUACAAUUCAUAAACACUAAUAAAAAUGUUCAUAAAGGAACUGGAGAGAUGGCUCAGGGGUUAAGAAAUGUUCACUUAAGAAUCUUUUUAAAAGCUGGGUAUGGCACUGCAUAGAAAAAGCACUUGUUGCUCUUGCGAGGUUUGGUUCCCAGUACCUGCAUGGUGGCUCACAACCAUCUGUAAUUCCAGUUUUAAGAGGAUUAGAUGCCUUCUUAUGAUCUCUUGGCAAGCACCAGGCAGGCCCACAUGUGGGUAUGCAGAAAGACAUGCAGGCCAAACUCAUAUAUAGAUAUAUGAUGAAAUAAAUCGUAAAAUAAAAGGCUGGGCAUGGGGGCUCAUCCCUGUAAGUAAUUCCAGCAUUUAGGCAGAGUCAAGGGGAUCGAUGAAAGUACAAAGCCAGUCUUAUCCGUAUAGUGAGUUCCAGGUUAGCCUCAGCUAGAGUAAGACUUUGUUUUUAAAACUUAAAUUAAAAUUAUUUUUAAAAUGCCUGCUAUGUCUAGUCAUGAUUGGAAUGCUGCUUUAGUUUGAGCCAGAGGCAGGGCAUUUUAAGCACCACACUCACCAGGAAGCCACAAUACACUAUCACUUCCUUCCCUUUUUUUGUCUAUGUGGAGCCAUGAUCCUAUUGUUGCCAACCACACUCAUGCCAAUGCCUGCAGACAAAGAUUCAGGGAGAGGUGCUUGAACCUCAGAAGAGUCUAUGGUGUGGGCACCGUAGAAGUCAUUCCUCAGCCCGUCCCAAGUGCCACAAUGUACUCCUCAUCCUAUUGGCAUUUGUGGUGGAUGGUUCAGUCUUCACUGUCCACUUGGUGGGCUUGGAAUCACUGUAGAAACAAACCUCUGAGUGGGUCUGUGGGCGUGUCUCCAGGCGAGAGGACUCAGCCUAGCUGUUUGUCUCCUUAUUUCGUGGGUUAGAGUCCUAGGCUGAAUAAAAGAGAAAGCAAGCUGGGCAUCAAUGAGCAUCUUUCCCUGUCUCCUGAUUGAGGAUACAACAUGGCCGGUUACCGCAGGCUUCUGAAACCACAGCUGCCCCACCAUGAUGGAUUACACCCUCAAACUGUGAACCAAAAUAAAUUUCCCCUUAUGCUUGCUUCUGCGAGGGAUUCAUUUUGUCACAGCUACGAGCAAAGUAACUAAUACAUCAACCUCGUCAGAUUGGUGGGAACUCUUGUCCACAGAUGAGGCCCAACUGCUUGUCCCAGAUAGCACAGCAAGGCCCUGACCGAAAGGCCCUUGGGAGCAUUCUCUAACCCAGCAUGAGCCAUGACAUGAUGAGGCAGGCUUGGCUAAGAUCUAGGCUCAGGAACUCAAUGACUUUACUGCCUUUUGGGCUGUUCCUCCAGCCCUCUGCUGCAGCUGGAGUGAGGGUGUGUGUGUUUGUACUUGUGUGUACAUGUGGACAAGUACAUGUGUGUAAGAUUUUACCAGUCUUUUGUUCUGGGGAGGAAGGAGAGGCCUGGACGACAGAGUGGAAUACCACCUCCCCUCCACAUCCAGAUAGUGAAGGGCCCUUCUCUCCAGUACAGGGGACUGGACCCAGCCAGGCUGUCUGCAGCAGGGCUGCCCGAAUUUCCUCUCUAGAUCCGAAGCCUGAUUAGGCUCCGAGACAAAGAGCAGAGGUGUGUGCAGGCUGGGCAGACUGGAAGGAGGCCCCUCCCUGCUGGAUUCCUGCCUGGACCUGGCCGCAGGGCUGGGCGGCAAAGGCCUCUGGAUAAAUCGGGCUGGAUCCUCUCUCCUUCAGUCUGUCCCAAGUCACAGAGGAAGAAAGACCAGUUGGACAGGCACAGAUGAGGACACCAGAGACCCAGAGAGGGUGCUGGACAGGUCCAAGAUCACAAAGUAAAGUCCUGGGCAGGGCUGGCUCAAAUGGGGUCUCAGCUCAGAGGACUAGAUUCACUUAAUUCCUAAAUGUACAAGGGGCAGCUUUCGGUUUCCAUAGCAACCUCCAAAGGCUCACAGGCUGAUUCCCCAUCUCCUAGAGAAAGGCAUUCUGAUCAUCCAGGGGGAGGAGCCAGUCCCAGGCUGUUGUUUAUGGGUCUGCCUCAUUUUAUACAGCUGGAUCUUGGGCUAAAGAUCCAGCCUGAGCUCCUGGUGAGGCCUAGUGGAGUCCUUGGAGGGCAGGUCCAGUUUCCACACACUGAACCCCUGGAAUUGGGUGUGGGGGAGAGCCACAGAACAGACAAGCAACUUCAGCUACCCUUGAGCUGGGAAGAUAGCAAGAGAUGUGGAGAGUUCUACAUUCCGGGGGAAGGAAGGGCAGGGGCAGGUCCCGAGGUAGAAGACCUUAGGGAAGGCCUAGUCACAGCUGGGAGUCUGUGCAGGAGCAGUAACAAAUAGCCAGAGGGGGUAGGUUCCUUUCACUCUUCAGGGACAAUCUCAUCUUGUGUCCUCAGGGGUGAUGUGAGGAUUAACUGAGCAGAGGCUUGGCAAACACUUAGCUCAGGGCCUGGCACUCAGUACGUGCUCAACCGACCAUGGCCAGUCUCCUUCACAACCCAGAGCUCCCUGCACCCCUACAGGAUCAGAGACAUGCCUGAGGCCUGCUGAGGGGUGGAGGAGAGAAGAGGGAGGAAGGCAUCCAGGCCUUGGAGCCCGGCACAAUCAACGCACUCUAGACAAGGGCGGGGGGAAUCCACGGCCCUGCCCAGGCGGCAAUGAGGCCCUCUGCCAGCUCUUGUGCAGGAGAGGAGGUGGCCUUCAAAAGGGCGCAGUGCCCGUGUUUUCCAGUCGCUGCUGGGCCGGGCUGGGCCACCUGGACUAAGGGCCAGGGAGGACGCGCAGGCUACAGGUGUCCCUAGCAGGCCCAGCGUCCUGUCCCGACCUGAGCAGGUGUCUCCAAUCCUUGGACCGGACAUUCCUUUCCCAUCCCCCGCCCCUGGACUCCCGCGGUGCCAGGGCCAAUCCUUUGAUCCUGAGCUCUGGGUCACGGGUCCCUCCCCUUAGUGGGAGGAAUGGGGUCCCAGAGCCAGGAGGGUGCAGGUAGCGGGCACAAGGCCAUCCCGGAUAGCUGUCCCCGCGGCCUUAAGCCCUCCCGUGCCUUGGUGCAAAACCACCCGAAAGGGGGUUGUAGGUUCGGGGCGGGUUUCGGAGCUGUCCAGUGCAGGGUGAGGGUGGGGCCCUGUCAGGGGUCUCCCCGCCCCUUCCAGCCCAGACUAGCAAAAGGUGAAACCUGAGCCCAGGUUGGGGGCGGGGCUGGCUCGUGGCUCUGCCCUAGUCCCCGCUACCCCGCAGUCGCAGGAGGAACAGGGCCUUCCCCAAGCCACCGGAGCAGGUGAGGCCGACGGCUGUGCCCGGGCAGGUAGAGCAGCCGACGGGCCCCGCGGUCCAGAGCUCCCCCUCCUCUGGUCUUUGGUCCGCAGGGUCCGCGAUGGAGUCCGUUGCCCGGGGUCGCUCCCCGCCCUGAGUCCCUCAGACAGCCAUGCUGCCCCGAGGGCGCCCCCGGGCACUGGGGGCCGCCACGCUGCUGCUGCUGCUGCUGCUGGUGGUUGGCUUCUUCCUGUUCGGCCGAGACCCUGAGUACGGACUACGGGCAGCUGCCACCUUCGAUGGAGACCCGUACGGGAGCCGCAACCGCUCCGCCUCCGGCCUGCAUCCUCUACUGCCACCCAAGUGCGAGCUGUUGCAUGUGGCCAUCGUGUGUGCGGGAUACAACUCCAGCCGAGAGGUCAUCACCCUCGUGAAGUCCGUGCUGUUCUACAGGAAAAAUCCGCUGCACCUCCACCUGGUAACCGAUGCUGUAGCCAGAAACAUCCUGGAGACGCUCUUCCGAACAUGGAUGGUGCCGGCUGUGGUGAUCAGAUUCUACGAUGCUGAAGAGCUCAAGCCCCUGAUCUCCUGGAUCCCCAACACGCACUACUCUGGCCUAUAUGGGCUAAUGAAGCUAGUACUUCCCAGCAUCCUGCCUCUCAGCCUGGCUCGAGUCAUUGUCCUGGACACUGAUGUCACCUUCUCCUCUGACAUUGCGGAGCUAUGGGCACUCUUUGCUCACUUUUCUGACAAGCAGGUGGUUGGUCUCGUGGAGAACCAGAGCGACUGGUACCUGGGCAACCUCUGGAAGAACCAUAGGCCCUGGCCUGCCUUGGGCAGGGGAUUUAACACAGGUGUGAUCCUGCUGUGGCUGGACAGACUUCGGCAAACUGGUUGGGAGCAGAUGUGGACCUUGACGGCCAAACGGGAGCUCCUUACUCUGAUGGCCACGUCUCUGGCUGACCAGGACGUUUUCAAUGCUGUCAUCAAGGAGCAUCCCGAGCUGGUGCAUCCCCUGCCCUGUGUCUGGAAUGUGCAGCUGUCAGACCACACACUGGCUGAGCGCUGCUACUUGGAGGCAGCCGACCUCAAGGUGAUCCACUGGAAUUCACCAAAGAAGCUUCGAGUGAAGAACAAGCAUGCAGAAUUCUUCCGAAACCUGCACUUGACCUUCCUGGGGUAUGAUGGGAAACUGCUGCGGCGAGAGCUCUUUGGAUGCCCCAACCAGCUCCCUCCUGGGGCUGAGCAGGUAAGAGGGGCCACACUACCUUGCCUUUGGGAGGUUUUGCCGCUCUGGACUCAGGUGGGCCUUGGCUGGAGGGCACGUUGUCCUGGGCCAGCCCCCUUCUUUCUUUCCCUGGACCCUGCUCAGUUGCAACAGGCCCUGGCACAGCUGGAUGAGGAAGAGCCCUGCUUUGAAUUCCGGCAACAGCAGCUCACUGUACAUCGUGUGCAUAUCACCUUCCUGCCCCACCAGCCGCCACCUCCCCGGCCUCAUGAUGUCACCUUGGUGGCCCAGCUCUCUAUGGACCGGCUGCAGAUGCUGGAAGCCCUGUGCAGGCACUGGUCAGGCCCCAUGAGCCUGGCCUUGUACCUGACAGAUGCAGAGGCUCAGCAGUUCCUGCAUUUCGUGGAAACUUCGCCAGUGCUCUCUGCGAGGAAGGAUGUAGCCUACCAUAUAGUGUACCGGGACGGUCCCCUCUAUCCAGUCAACCAGCUCCGCAAUGUGGCCUUGGCCCAGGCUCUCACGCCCUACGUCUUCCUCAGUGACAUCGACUUCUUACCUGCCUACUCCCUCUAUGACUACCUCAGGGCCUCUAUCGAGCAGCUGGAGCUGGGCAGUCGGCGGAAGGCUGCUUUGGUGGUGCCUGCGUUUGAGACCCUGCACUACCGCUUCAGCUUCCCUAACUCCAAGGCAGAGCUGUUGACCUUACUGGAUGCAGGCUCUCUCCACAUCUUUAGGUACCAUGAAUGGCCACAGGGUCAUGCGCCCACCGAUUAUGCCCACUGGAGGGAGGCCCAGGCACCAUACCAUGUGCAAUGGGCAGCUGACUAUGAGCCCUAUGUGGUGGUGCCCCGUGACUGUCCCCGAUACGAUCCUCGCUUUGUGGGCUUUGGCUGGAACAAGGUGGCCCACAUCAUAGAGCUGGAUGCUCAGGAAUAUGAACUCCUGGUGCUGCCCGAGGCCUUCUCCAUCCACUUGCCCCAUGCUCCAAGUCUGGACAUCUCCCGCUUCCGCUCCAGCCCCACCUAUCGGGACUGUCUCCAGGCCCUCAAGGAGGAGUUCCACCAGGACUUAUCACGGCACUAUGGGGCUGCAGCCCUGAAAUACCUCACUGCCCUGCAGCAGUCCCAAAGCCGGGCCUGAGCUUGCCAAGCUGCCCCUGGCCAAGGCUCUCUCACACACACACACUCCCGGAAGACACUGGAGAACCCUGGUGGGUGCCCACCCUUACUGCUAUUUAAAUUAUUUAAGGUUUUUGUCAGAGGGGCUGGGGUGGAGCAUCUGCGGGGUUCCUGGCUGGUUUCCCUGUUGGGGUCCAGCCCUUCUUUGCCCCAGCUGGUUUGGGGCUAGUUCCCCCAAUCCCCUUUCAUAAUAAAAAAAUUUUAAAUUGGG
This is a messenger RNA of Peromyscus californicus insignis, 6085 nucleotides long. It is a transcript of the gene Large2, whose product is annotated as LARGE xylosyl- and glucuronyltransferase 2. Bases 3641 to 5836 code for a protein of 731 amino acids. Gene Ontology annotation, biological process: protein O-linked glycosylation via mannose. The record is from RefSeq and is a predicted model, not a curated record. Lineage: Eukaryota; Metazoa; Chordata; Mammalia; Rodentia; Cricetidae. Gene Ontology annotation, molecular function: glucuronosyltransferase activity; xylosyltransferase activity. The transcript is spliced from 13 exons.